GCACAGAUUACAGAGUAUAACCUCUGUGAUCUGUGAGUGGAAGUCACUGGAAGCUUAUAGUAAACAGUUUAUUUUGGUGUAUUUGUGCUGGUAUUUGAAAGUUUCUUAUUUGAUUUUUACUCACGUUUACAAUAUAGUGAAAUAUCAGUAAAAGACGCCUAUUUAGGUCUGUGGGUUUUCCGGUCAAUAGAUGACGGCAAAAUAAAACACUAUUUUUCAUGGGCCAACGUUUCGACUAUAUUUAAGUCAUCCUCAGGGCUCUACGAAGUUAGCAUAGAUAAAGCCUGAAGAUGGGGAAGUUAGUGCCUUUUUAGACUAAAAGUACACCUACCUCGAACGGUAUGUUGCCCUCUCUGUACAUUUGGUGCAAACAUGGCACUAACUUUAUAUAGAGCCCUGAGGAUGACUUAAAUAUAGUCGAAACGUCGGCCCAUGAAAAAUAGUGUUGUAUUUUUGCCAUAAACCUAUUGACCGGAAAACCCACAUACUUAAAUACGCGUCUUUCACUGAUUAUCAGUACAACCACUUCAAUUAUACAUCAUAGUGAAAUAUAUUUAUUAUGGAGGAUAAAACGCAAAUUUUUUUAUGUGGCAUUUGUAAAGGUCCUUCUUUUUCAACACGGUUUAGUCUAAGAGCCCAUGUAAAGAAAUUCCAUCCAGGAAAAGUGGAGGAGUUAGUUCCGAAAAAGACCUACAAUAUCUCUGCUGUCUGCGAUAAAUGCAAUAAAGCAUUCUCACAAUAUUCCAGUAUGAGACAGCAUGUGAGAAAUUUCCACCCAGGUAAUUAGUAAGUUUUCUAAAUUACCUCUCAAUGUAUAUGAAAUUGAAGUUUUGUCGAAAUAUAAGUGUUAUCCUUACAAAUGCCCUGAAUGUCCAAAGCAAUUUUCCGGAGUGACGAAUUUUAAUGCCCAUAAAAAGAUACAUCAGACCAAGAUAGUUACAGGGAACAGGUCCAACCAAUUAAAAUGUCCUUUAUGCAAAUACGAAGAUAAUUUAAAAUCGAAGUUAAUUCAUCAUUUUGAAGAAAACCAUCAAAUAGUCGUUAAGUCUGAAAAUAUGCAAUUUGAUUCAGAAGAACAAUUUGAUAUUUGGAAAUUAGAAGAAGAAAAGAGCACAAAGUCAUGUUUUAUAAAGAAACGUGGCGCAAAGACUACUUUAAAUGGUACCAAAACUACGUAUGUCUGCCAUAGAUCUGGGAAAUACAUUUCCAAAGGAAAGGGUGAACGGAAUUUGAAAUGCCAAGGAUCGAACAAAAUUAAUGCUUUUUGUCCAGCCGGUAUGUCUAUGACUCAAAAAGCAAAUAUUUGCAGUGUAGAUUAUAUCAAAACACAUGUUGGACAUCAAAACGAUUUGGCCCAUUUAUUUUUAAGUUAUGAAGACAAACAAAAAAUAGCUAGUAAAAUAGCUGAAAAUAUUCCCUUAUCUGUAAUUUUGGAUGAGGUUCGGGAUUCCACAUCUACCACAAAAACUGACAGAAUACAUCUACUUACUAAGAAAGAUUUGUUUAAUAUUAAACAGACAAAUAAUUUAAAUGCCAGGCCUGUCCGACAUAGGAAUGAAGCGAUAAGUGUCCAAACAUGGGUAGAUGAACUACAAAAAAGUAAUUGUGUAGUCUUCUAUAAAGCACAAGAUGAAUUAUGUGAAGGGUACCCACAUCUUAAAAGCCAAGAUUUUCUCUUAAUUCUAAUGACCGAUGGUCCGAAAGAGAUGCUUAACAAGUUUGGACGCGACUGUAUCUGCAUAGACGGCACAUUUGGGUCAAAUUGUUACGGGUUUGACUUAGUAACAUUACUAGUACUUGACGAUAUGCGAGAAGGAUUUCCAUGUUCAUUUCUGAUAUCCAGUAGAACUGAUGCAGAAGUUAUGUCCAUAUUUUUUUAUUUCAUUGGGCAGAGCUUGGAAACGCAAGUUUCCCCAAAGGUCUUUAUGUCAGACACAUCAGAAUCAUUUUUUAAGGCCUGGUUGAGAGUUAUGGGCCCUCCGAAAUAUCGUCUGUUUUGCACCUGGCAUGUGGAGCGAGCAUGGAAGGAAAAUCUAACAAAGAUUACUUCUAAGGAGACAGAGGUGCUGGUGCACCAACAAUUGCGUACCUUACUCGAGGAAACCGAUAAACAAGCAUUUUCGGUGAUGUUGAAUACAUUUUUGAAUUCUCUAUCUGAGAAUGAGUCCACACUAGACUUUUUAAAUUAUUUUAAAGCAAACUUCGCAAACAAAGCUGAAGCCUGGGCUAACUGCUAUCGCCUACACACUGGCCUGGACACUAAUAUACACAUAGAACGCAUGCAUCACACCAUAAAGAAUAUAUAUCUAAAUGGCAAACAUAAACGAUUGGAUAAGGCUAUAAAUGCUGUAUUAAAAUUUGUACGAGAUCAACUUUUUGACCGAUUAAUUACAGUUCAAAAAGGCAAACUGUGUGGAAAAUUAAGGGAACUAAAAUCAAGACAUCAGGCCAGCCAAAAACUGAAUUCAAAUUUAGUGAUGAAGAUUGAAACUGGUUGGCAGGUUCCUUCAAAUACCACUCAAGAGCUAUAUUUUGUGGAGCAAAGAAAGCUCCACUGCAAUUGUAAAAUAAUUUGCCAAGAAUGCGACGCUUGUCUCCAUCAAUACUCCUGCACCUGCAUAGAUUCAAGUGUCAGAUAUAAUAUGUGUAAACACAUACAUUUAGUUUGCACACAUGAAAAACAUUUAUUGGAUGAAAACUGUACCCUAAAUGACAUCCAAGAAAUGGACAUAGAUCAAGCUGACGAUACCGUAGUAAUUCAAGAAUCCACAUGCGAAAAUGAAAUAGAGGAUUUAGUUAGUAAGGAAAAUCGGAGAGAUAUCAGCAAAUUGGAUCAAGACAAAUUAUAUCUAAAGCACUGGGUGUGUGCUCAGAUAGAUAGAGUGUCUACAGUUCCAGAAUUUAUUAAAGUGAAAGAUAUAAUCGCUCCAGUCGAAGCAGCACUAAAUACAAUUAAAGUUUAUAACAGCAGGCCCUGCAAAAAGACGAGAAAGUCCCCACAUAACAAAAACAUUGAUGAAUAAAAACUUUGAAAUAAGACGUUUUAAGGCGUAUAAUAGCUAUUGACGCAGCUGCUUUUGGAAGCCCUGAGAAAUGUCUCAUAUUAUUCUAAGCGUGAAGAAACCAAAGAGCCAAACCUGUACCUCAAAUGUGUGUGUAAUCAAAAAUUUUAAUAACAUUCAUAUAGCAUUUUUGGGAGACAAAAGACUAGUAGCAAACGAAUUGUGCGAUGAUAUAAAAGAUAAUGAGCAGAUUAAUAGGUAUGUGUUUUCCACUCGCAUUUCCGGUCAAUAUGUUAGUUAUUAACAAUUUAUUGCCAAAAAACUCGAUUUUUGUCUUCUUUUGUUUAUAACUUUGAAACUAAUGGAGCAGUCGGAAUGCUGCGAGAUGGUUUGUAGAGAACAAAAAGAUCUACAAAAUGAGAGGUCAAACGCCUCAAUCGCAUAAUUAGUUUCUGAGAAAUUUAGGAAAAACCGGAAAAUUGGACGUUUUUUCGAAAAUUCAUAGCGCCCGCAUUUUUUGAGCUGGAGCGUUAAAAUUUUGAGCCAAAGUAGGGAUUACAAUGUUCUUUAUAUGUACCAAAGGCGGGUGCUUUCGAAUCAUUAGUUUUCUCAAAAUCGCGAUUCAAAAUUUGCAGAGCGCGCCUUGCACUCGAGUGAUGGGGACCGCAGCAGCGGCGGAGGGGAACCGUAUAUACAG
Molecule: messenger RNA, 3699 nt
Organism: Dendroctonus ponderosae (mountain pine beetle)
Lineage: Eukaryota; Metazoa; Arthropoda; Insecta; Coleoptera; Curculionidae
Exons: 6
Coding region: 1056-3023 (655 amino acids)
Source: RefSeq, a predicted model, not a curated record